This is a messenger RNA of Halteromyces radiatus, 3281 nucleotides long. RefSeq lists its product as uncharacterized. The record is from RefSeq and is a predicted model, not a curated record. Gene Ontology annotation, molecular function: protein serine/threonine kinase activity; ATP binding. Lineage: Eukaryota; Fungi; Mucoromycota; Mucoromycetes; Mucorales; Cunninghamellaceae. Gene Ontology annotation, biological process: protein phosphorylation; intracellular signal transduction; negative regulation of glycogen biosynthetic process. Gene Ontology annotation, cellular component: nucleus; cytosol; cytoplasm. The transcript is spliced from 8 exons. The coding region runs from base 54 to 2996 and encodes 980 amino acids.
UUAUUAUUAUUAUUAUUAUUAUUAUUAUUAUCCCUUACAUUGAAUUGUUUUAUAUGAAAACAACUGGAUUAUCUCAUUUAGAAGACAAUAAUGAAAACAACAACGAUGAUACCCAAUGUAUGAUAGGUCAUGUUAGAUAUCGUGAAAACAGUGUGACAGAUGUUGGCAUAACACCACCACCAGACGAACAAGAUAUUGCUAAAUUUUGUGAGGAAUCCAAUUAUGGUUACAGUUUUACUAGUACGAAUCUAAAUAUGGCAAGAUUAUCAUCAUGGAUGCGAAGAAGAAGUUAUGAAAGUAGUUUGGAAUGUGUACGACGGAUAAGAACUAGUCUUGAUAAUUCUGGACGGCGAUUUUCACAACCUGAUAUGGGCGUUAUGGAUAAACAACGAUCACGAUAUGAAUUUAUGACUCGACAACAAUCAAAAAAUAAAGCAAGAAAAUCAUCAAGGUCUUUAUCAACAAACAUCAGUACUCUUUAUUCAUCAUUACCUACAUCCCCUCUUUUAUGGGAAGAUACACGUAUGAAUGAACUACCAAUCCCUGAAGAUGAAGAACUAGAUAUUUCAACAUCUCAACAACAGCAAUUUCGAUCAAAAUCAAUAGUACAUCCAUUAUCUCAACUAUCAACAUCAUUACACGAACAGAAUAUAGAUGAAUCUCUUGUACCAUCAUGGCUCACCAAACCACCUAUGGAUAAUCAUAUAGGAACGCGAUCCAAUAGUUUAUCAUCAAUGCAUCACCAUGGUAUAUGUUGUGCAUCGCGAUACCUUAGGGCAUUGCAUACACCUACUCGAUUUUUACCUCAGCAACAAGCAAUUUUGACAACUGAUCCAGAUGGAAAGAUAUUACUCUUCAAUGAUAUUGCUUGUCUUUGUUUGGGAAUUGAUAAAUCAUACAUUGGUCGACCGAUUUUUGAUAAAUUUGAUAUACAUUCUCAACGAACAAUGGCAAAUUUACUACGUGAACGGAAAAAGGACCUUCAACGGGAUUCAAUCCUAUUUCAACGACAACAACUCUCCUUGGAUUCAAAAAGUGGGAUGGUCUUGAUGUGUGGAGUCAUUAUAUCUAUCAUCAAAAAUAAAGGGCAAAAAUCGGCAGCAUCAUUAUGGUUAAAGGAAAAAUGGAAUCAAGAUCAAGGUCAAUUUAUUUAUCUUUGGGUUUUUGAAGAACUUUUUGAAAGUCGUUUGACAGUAGCCAUUGACUCAAAGGGUAUGAUUCAAGAUACUUCUUUGACUACCAUUCAAGACCUAUACGGAUAUCAUAGAAGUGAAGUGAUUGGACAAUCUAUCAACAAAAUCCUUCCAUCUCUUAAUAUCGAAUCAAACGUUACACGUGAUUUAAUCAAUGACAACCACUUUUAUGCCAGUCGGUCAAAAGAUGGACGAUAUUUUCCUUCCAUGGUACAAUUACAAGGGGACGAACUACAGAUUACAUCUUUACCAACCAUCUCUGGACUGAUCACUAUUCAUCAAAAUGGAAAGAUACAAAGUAUGAAUCCGGUACCUGCCAAGUAUUUAUUUGGAUACAAAACCAAGGAUGAUGUGGAAACAAUGCAUGUUGAUGAACUCCUUCCUCAAUUUAUGACGUUGGUGACUUUACUUGUGCAAUACAAUCAACUUCGUCAGGAUCGUAUGGUGACGCAUGAUGAAUGUUUGACAAUGUUACCCAAAGUCCAAUUACUCGCAACAAACAAUGUACGACUUACAAAGGAAGAACAAUCAAGGUUGAUUGCUGUACAUCGUGAUGGAAAUCAUUUUGAAGUGGAAUUACAAAUACGAUGGGUGGAAAGUGAUGAUGAAACUCUUUACAGUGUAUGGAUUACUCAUAAUCGAACCAAGUCUAUAGGGGCAACGCCAUCGACAUCAUUUCAACCAGAAACUGAACAUUCUUCAGAAGUAACACCAAACCCUUGUACAACGACGGACAAUGUGCCUAUAUCAAGAAAAUCUCAACAACAACAACAACAAACUGAUGUGCAGAAAUUAGAGGAUAAUUCAUUAAACUUUACGGAAAAACAAACACUUCAUCAUGAAGAAAAAUCAUCAUCACAACAACAAUCAUCAAAGCCUGUAUUCAAUCGAUUCGAUUAUUUUGGUUCAGUUCCAAAAGAAAAAGCGUGUUUUCCAAAUAUGGAUUCGGUAUCUUGUGGAGGUCUUCCUUCUAUCACUUUCCCUGAAUUUGAUGAUUAUAUGAUUGUUGAUUCUCUUGGUGAAGGUGCUUAUGGUGCUGCGAAAUUGGCUCAACUAAAAUCAGACCCCUCCAAGGAAUUUGUUAUCAAGGCUAUUGUGAAAUCACGUAUCAUCAUUGAUUCAUGGAUCCGGGAUAGAAAAUAUGGAUCAAUCCCUAUGGAAGUUCAUAUCUUACUCAAAUUACAACAAAGUCGUCAUGUCAAUUGUCCUCAACUUGUGACUUUUUUUGAAGAUGAUGAUAACUAUUAUACGGUGACACGACUACACGGAGAUGGAAUGGAUCUAUUUGAUUAUAUAGAACUGAAUGACCAUAUGACGGAAGGACAAGUACGACGAAUCUUUCAACAAGUGGUAGCAGCAGUUCAACAUUUACACAAGUUACGUAUUGUACAUCGGGAUAUUAAGGAUGAAAACAUACUUUUAGAUGAUCGUGGUAUUGUACAACUGAUUGAUUUUGGAAGUGCAGCCUAUUAUAGGGAAGGAAGAUUAUUUGAUACGUUUAGUGGGACCCUGGAUUAUUGUGCACCUGAAAUUCUGAAUGGAUCUACUUAUGCUGGUCCUCCUCAAGAUAUGUGGAGUCUUGGUAUCUUAUUAUAUACAUUGAUUUAUAGAGAAACACCAUUUUAUUCUGUAGAUGAUAUAAUGGAACGUAAUCUUCAAUUACCUUAUAUUCCAUACCCAGAAAAAACUUUUGGACCUGUGGAUAUAUUAUGUAGAUUAUUGGAUAAGGAUAUUAGUAAAAGACCAACGAUAGAUCAAGUUAUGGAAGAUCCUUGGUUGAAAAAUGAAGAUGGAUUCUAUUAGUAUAGUUUCUUUUUUUUUUUUUUUUAUGUCUUAUGACCAUAUUGUAUUGGAAAUAAAAGUGGGGUAUUGUGUAACCCGUGAUUACUUUUUUUGUACAAGGAUCACAAAAGUCAUUGAUUUUGUUUUGACUUGAAAUGAUCCACAUGAUUACUUUAUUUCACACGCAACUCUUUUUUCUUUUUUUUUUAGUAUAUAUUUUCCUUAACUUUUUAAUAAACUAUAUUCAACGCUAGUAACAACAUAAUGUUAAAUGAGUAUUGGUAGUAAUAUAUAUUGUUGUUGUCG